Messenger RNA from Triticum aestivum (bread wheat), 1574 nucleotides. RefSeq names its product calcineurin B-like protein 2. Lineage: Eukaryota; Viridiplantae; Streptophyta; Magnoliopsida; Poales; Poaceae. The coding region runs from base 472 to 1149 and encodes 225 amino acids. The transcript has 9 exons. The record is from RefSeq and is a predicted model, not a curated record. Gene Ontology annotation, biological process: calcium-mediated signaling. Gene Ontology annotation, molecular function: calcium ion binding; kinase binding.
GUGCGGUGGCUCGCCGCGGUGGGCCCCACCCCCUGCGAACCCGCAGCCCAAUCAUGAGCCCGAAACGGCAACGAGGCCCGGACGGGGGGUCGGCGCACCCCAAACGAACCUCCCACUCCUGAUCCCACCCCAGCGAAACAAAACGACGGGGCGGAGACGAGACGCGUCCCGUCCGCGCACGCUACUCGAUUGAUUGCUUCCUUCCGCCCGCUGCUGCUGCUGCCGCUGCCGCCAGAGCUCCCCUCUCCCCCCUCCCCCUCCUCGAAUCCCCCGGUGCCCUAGCCAGCCCGCCGCCCCCGACGACGACCGGCGGCGAGCGAGAGGGCGGAUCGUGCCCCACGCGCCGCUCCUUCCCCUCCCGGAGGGAGACCCUGCCGAGGAUCGAGACCGGCCGGCCGCGGAAUGGGCGGCCGCGAUGACUAGCGGGGGUCGCGCGGCGGCGUUGUUGGCGGAGGCAGCGGAGCGCAUACCAUGGUGCAGUGUCUCGACGGCGUGAAGCACCUCCUCGCGGUCCUCUUCAAGUGCUGCGACCUCGAGCUCAAGCAGCCGCGGGGGCUCGAGGACCCCCAGGUCCUCGCGCGGGAGACCGUCUUUAGCGUGAGCGAGGUCGAGGCGCUGUACGAGCUCUUCAAGAAGAUAAGCAGCGCCGUGAUCGAUGACGGGCUGAUUAACAAGGAGGAGUUCCAAUUAGCGCUCUUCAAGACGAGCAAGAAGGAGAGCCUCUUCGCUGAUCGUGUAUUCGAUUUGUUCGACACAAAGCACAAUGGAAUUUUAGGGUUUGAAGAGUUUGCUCGUGCACUCUCAGUGUUUCACCCAAAUGCUUCAGUUGAAGAGAAAAUUGACUUUUCAUUCCAGCUAUAUGAUCUUAAGCAACAAGGCUUCAUUGAGAGACAAGAGGUUAAGCAGAUGGUUGUUGCCACACUUGCGGAGUCAGGAAUGAAUCUGUCUGAUGAAAUUAUAGAGAACAUAAUUGAUAAGACGUUUGAGGAGGCAGACACAAAGCAUGAUGGAAAAAUUGACAGGGAAGAGUGGCACAAUCUGGUUCUUCGACAUCCAUCUUUACUGAAGAACAUGACUCUCCAGUACCUCAAGGACAUCACCACUACAUUUCCAAGCUUCGUCUUCCAUUCUCAGGUCGACGAUACCUGAAAUUCUUGCAGUUCUUUCGAAUCGGAACAUCAGAAGAUAAGCUUGCGGUAAUUUUGUAAAGUUUUGGCAUCGGACUGUUUGGAACUUUGGAUCGGCAGAGAGCUAGAGGCCUCGGUGCUCUGGAGGAUGUUAAAUUUGAGAACGCAAAUUGUUGUCAAAUAACUUUGCUUCUCUCAUUUGAAGAAUUUAGUAUUGUUGGGAGCCUUUGGGCAAGCUGUUAUCUCUUAUCUGAAGUUCCCAUUUUCUCCUCUCCCCCUUUUUGGUUUUUGCCUGGUUAGCGAUCAGGUCCAAUCCUCUGGGAAUUCUCCUGUGUGUACAAAAAUGGAAACAGCCUUGGCAUUGUUUGUUAUCUUUUGCUGGGAAGUUUCUCCAUCGCUUUGCAAUCUAUAGUGAAGUGGAGCAGAAAAUGGAUUGGAUUUUGUUUA